AUGGAUUUUAGAUCCAGCGAUCUGCGUAGAGUCUCCGAGGAGGAACGCCCCCAAGAAUUAAACUCCAGCCCAUCCGCAUUAGGCAAGCGGACGACCUACAAUGUCCUAUAUCGCGCGCCUCCCACUGUCAAGAACGUGUUUCCCCUCCACCUUCUCCCGGUUCAACCUGCCUCACCAUCAGCAUCAUCAUCAACCUUGCUCCCCACGCACAUGUCUCGCUCACCCGUUGUUGCCCUGCGCUGCAAGAUCUGCCCUGGGCGUGUGUUCCCGAGCCGCGAGGCGCUCGUGCAGCACUCGCGGGAGUCGCCCGUGCACCCGUUCUGCGGCGACUGCCGCCCGGGCUUCGCGUUUGAAAGCGUGGAGAAGCUGCUGGAGCACAACGCGCAGCACCACCCGACGUUCCUGUGCCGCAAAUGCCACCAGCGGUUUUUCACGCAGUCGUCGCUGGACGACCACUACCGCGGGAAGGCGUCUGCGAUCCACCCGAACUGCGACCGCUGCGGGAAGGGCUUCUUCGACGAGACGAAGCUGCGCGAGCACUUCAAGGAGGCGCAUCCGCGCACGACGUGCUUCUGCGGGGCGACGAUCUUCGACGACGAGAUGCAGCAGCACUACCUGCGCUCGGCAUCGCACCCGAACUGUGUGGUGUGCACCGAGGGCUUCAAGGACGACCUGGCGCGUAACGAGCACGGUCUUGAAAAACACGCCGACUGCAUCUGUGUUCCGUGCCAGCAGCAGUUUAUAUCGGUCGCCGAACUCAACAAGCAUUUCACCGUCUCGUUCAACCACCCGAAGUGCAUGGACCGCCUGCUCGGCUGCAAGCGCGGCUUCCUCAACGAGCACGAGCUGCGCCAGCACCUGCUCGACGAACCCAGCCACUACACGCCCACCAGCUUCAACGCCCGCCUGAUCGACACCCCAAAGCCUCUCCCGAUGCCGAUGCCGAUGCAGAUCCCCGGCGCCCCGCGCAUCGCGCCGUGCGCCCUUCCGGCCCCCAACGCCGACGUCAGCCAUGGUUGGAAGAAUGUCAAGAACCACAUCGUCGCGCCUCGCCCGUGCACGCCGGGGGGUCACUUUGGCGCCGGCGCUGCGGGAACCUGGGGCUACCACCACCCCGCUCCGACCGCCAGUGUUCGCAGCCAGGUGCACACCGCGGCGGGCGGCGCUCCUUACAACAACAACAACAACAACAACGGCACGGGCCCGCGCCCGAGCAACGCCGCACCGCGGUUCAAUCAGCACAGCCGCUCGUCCCUCGACUCGAUCCACGCCUGGAUCGCACCGCCGGGCUCGUCCUCGAGUGGAUCGCCCUCCCUGUCGCCCUCGAGCGCCUGCUCCAGCUCGCGCUCGCAGGUCGUCACUCCCGCUGGGGGCCCGAUGGUGGUGGGCGCAGCCCGGUUCGGCUUCGGCGGCGACUUUCGCGGGCCUCCGGUCGUCGCACAGAAGAACUGAGCUGAGUGUGUGUGUGUGGUCCUGUGCCGGCGGUGUGCGGAUGUCAAUCGCAGUGUAUCAGUCUCUGGAUGCCUUUUCUCCCUCGCCUCUGAAUGCUCUUCCUGAAUUUGCUACCUAAAAUGUUGUCUGGAUGCUAUGUACUACCCUACUCUUACAUGAAUUAGAAACUAUGCUCUUGCUUGACGACAUCGCGUGACGAUGGAUUCCUGAACUAGACAUGCAU
Molecule: messenger RNA, 1675 nt
Organism: Mycena citricolor
Lineage: Eukaryota; Fungi; Basidiomycota; Agaricomycetes; Agaricales; Mycenaceae
Source: the annotation of a GenBank genome assembly